Messenger RNA from Rotaria sordida, 912 nucleotides. The record is from the annotation of a GenBank genome assembly. Lineage: Eukaryota; Metazoa; Rotifera; Eurotatoria; Philodinida; Philodinidae.
AUGGAUAAACUGUGUUUACGUUCAUAUAUAAAAACUUGUUGGUUAUUAGUUGCUCAUUGGAUUCAUCGAUUUUCAAGUGGACGGGAGUCGUUAGAAGAUGAUUCUCGAAAUGGCCGUCCAAUAGCCAUCAUUACUCAACAAAAUAUUGAUGCUGUUAAAGACCUGGUGCAAGAUGGCCCUCAUAUUAGUAUUGAUUAUAUUGCUGACAUCUUAGAUAUAUCACAUGGUAGUGUGUAUACCAUUCUCAAGGAACACCUAAAGUUAAAAAAAAUAUCGUCAAGAUGGGUACCUCAUAAACUCACUCCAGCACAACAACAACGACGUUUUGAAAUCUGUAUUGGAAAUUUACAUAAGUUUGAAAGUGGUGCAUGGAAAUUAGGUGAUAUAGUCACCGGUGAUGAAAGUUGGUUUUAUCACCGCAAAAUUAAAUCAAAACAAGAAUCUAAAGCAUGGGUAGCGAAAGGACAAAGUCCUCCAACAGAAGUGAGAAGACAACAAUUUGAAGAAAAAACGAUGUUCGUUAUUUUUUUUAUGACAACUGGACCAUUACUUAUUCAUCAGUUACCAUCCGGAACAUCAAUCAAUGCCAUAUAUUAUCGUGAUGAAUGUUUAAAAAGCUUAGUCCAAAAGUUACACAGAAAAAGACCAUCAUCAACAACAAAUGGCAUUAAGCUCCAUCAUGAUAAUGCAAGACCACAUAUGAAUGAUAUCGUUUUUAAUUAUCUUCAAGAAGAAAAAAUCAAUGUUAUGGCUCAUCCACCAUACUCACCAGACCUUGCUUCUUCAGACUUUUGGUUGUUCAGUUGUCUGAAACGUAGUCUUGAUACAUAUCCAGAUGCUACAAGUUUAGCUAAAGCAAUAGCCAAGGAGCUCAAUUCAAUACAUAUUCAAGGAUAUCAAAAGACAUUCUAG